AUGAUGAACGUGGUUACGGGCGUUUUCGUCGAGUCGGCCCUCGGGUCGGCAAGAGAGGACCGUGAGAAGGAGGUGAUCAGCUCGGUGAAGAAGAUCUUCCAGGUUGCUGACCACGACCAAAGCGGUGUCCUCACCUGGAGCGAGUUUUCGAAGACGCUGGAGGAGCCAUCAAAUUUGAAGUACUUCGGCAGUCUUGGCAUCAACGCGAGUGAGGCGAGAGGUCUCUUCGGCCUUUUAGAUGCGGAUGAGUCAGGCAGUGUGAGCCUGCAGGAGUUCAUGCAAGGCUGCUUGCGCCUGCGGGGACAGGCGAAGUCCAUUGACAUGGCCACCCUGAUGUAUCAGAACAAGCGUAUCGUCUUCUGGCUUGCGGACAGGUUGGAACGCCUCGAGGGCAGCCUGCGUCCCAUGGAGAGCGAUGGCAAGGUGGUGCCGUACAAGAAGAACGACUCCAUGUCCAAGGUGGGCCCCGUGGUUAAGACUUGGAUGGAGCUCACGAACGAGCACAAGUCAGGCAGGAGAAGGGGCUCGAGCAAGUGA
Molecule: messenger RNA, 537 nt
Organism: Symbiodinium sp. CCMP2592
Lineage: Eukaryota; Dinophyceae; Suessiales; Symbiodiniaceae
Source: the annotation of a GenBank genome assembly